AUAUGAUCAACCAGCUACGUUACGUCACAAGAAAGCUGCAGGGUCAAACUUUAAAUGAGGCUUCGGAAAACAGCGGAAAGGUUGGCAGUGAGGACCGCGACUCUGGCACCGAGUCUGAUGACGAGCAGCCUUACGACGACCCUGAGCCCGGUAUGUCAUGCUCAAUGUGAACCCUGAAAACACAUCCUGCCAACCAUCUUUCCCGCAACCAUGAUCCCGCACCAAGAACCCCCUCUGCAACAUUACUGGUCAUGAGCAGAACCUACUCCUUCCACAGUGAAGUGAUCGGUGUUUGUGAACCUUUGUUAGAUGUUCAGUAAGGUCCAUUAUCCUCCUACCCAAGACUGGAUGAUGAGCUUUAUUGUUACUUUAACUCAGGGGCUAAAUAUCCGAUUGUGUCACACUCUUCUUGGCUGAUAACGUUUUAAAGGAGAUGCAUGAUCACUAGCUCCCUGAAAUAAGCAGCGAGAUGUCGAGUGAGGUGUCCAGUGGGUGUAGUGUGAGAUCGCGCCCCACCAGCCAGACCAGCACGGACACCCUCACCUGUGAUGACCUCCCAAUGGCUGGAGAUGCCCCUGAUAUGCCCCCACCAUCCACCAUCCCUUCCUCAUCAGUUCCCUCUUCCUAUCACCACCCACAACAUCUCCAUCACCACCAUCAUCAUCACCUUCACCACAGUCAUCACCCACAUCCUGGUCGGAGGGCACGGACACCCCGUCACCCCCACCCAUCUCUUCGAACCCCAGACCCACCUAGAGAAUCCCCUGCCUUAGAGUCCCCUAUUGAAUCUUUCCUGGACUCUGCGUUUGUAAGUGACUGUGAUGCCUGUGAUCCCGUAGAACAUCACUCGUCAGAAGAAGAGCUGGAAACACUGACAUGUUCGUGGUCCCGAGAAACAGGGCCCCCGGAAAAGCGCAAGUGGUCUCAAGUAGCCCGGCUCUCCCUUACAGACUCAGGAAGCAGUGACGAGGAAGUUUGUGUGUUGACCACUGGGUCACGCCCACCCGUCCAAUUUAGAACCUCCCCGCCCCUCGAGGCUCAUAAACCCCUACGCUCCGUCUCUCCACCAACAAAAAUGCUUGGUCUAGCAAGUAGUGGACGGGAAGGUUUAGUGUCAGCAAGUGGAGGAGGCGACGGUAGGGGCUCCCCUGGUGGUGGCGUCGGUGGCAGUGAGGGUGGGACUCCAAGGGCAGAAGGAGGAGCACGGGCGGCAUCCCCACGCAAGAGACACAGACACACUCCUCGCCCUCACCAGAUGCACCGCCCAUGUUUAGACUUUGAGAAAAUGCAACAGAUGAAGACCCGAGCGGUGACGCAGUGGAGGAACGGCGGUGAGCUGUCACUGUCGUUCUGCUAGUUUUCUGCUGCUAUGUGACAACCUCGAUGUUCCCAGUGGCAUGUUUGGGAAAUGAAAUUUGUUUGUGUUCUGUUUUGGGAACAAAAGAUUUUACCACAAAGGCAAGGAUGUGAAUCCUUAUUGCUCGCAGUUUUUUGAAAGGGUGUUGUUUGUGUUCCGAGAUGAGUUAGUGUUGAAUAAAAAAAAAUGUUAUUACUUGCAACUUAAUACUAGAAUGGGAUGGGAAGUGUUACUAUGGAUAUUAUUUUAGGGUUUUCUGUUAUAUAGUGGAAAAUGUGGAUUGAGAUAUAUUGAUUUUUUUUAUAAAACUUUUUUUUUCUUUUUUUACAUACAUGUAUAUAUAUAUGUCAGGGAUUGAUUCAUGGAUGUACAUCUUUGAUACUGAUUAGUUUUGUUACAAUGUGGAAGUUGAAGCCAGAGAAUAGGUAUCCUGCUAUAACAUCAGCCACAUAAACAUAAAAGUAAUGCUCUUGUUAAAUCAAAUGUGGAGGGAAUGUGGAUUUGUGUGUAACCUUUGCAUUAGAGAUUUUGUCUUUUGUAGCUUAAUAGAACUAAUGAAGUGCAAGUGUAGAAAGAAAGAGAGUGAGAGUAAGAGAGUGUAAAUCUGCCCAAUUUUGUACCUGAUUCCUAAUUUAAAUAUAUGUAAAGAUAAUUAAAGGUUAAUAUAUGUUGAAGACACACUGGUCACCAUCUGAGUCGGAAUUAUUUUGGCUUUUAAAGGUAAUGCCAAGUGGCUGUGUUUUUAAUCAGCACCCAAUUAGAGUACAAUAUUUUUUUUUCCAAGCUGUCUGAUAUUUUAUAAUGAACUAAAAACUUAUGUCUGUCAGGAACAUACUUAUCUGGAUCAAGAGAUUGAAGUUCUGCUGCCAAGGACAUACUUGAAAUGGUGUAAAUAUGUUAGGGAAAAUACUGUUUUUGAAGCAACGUAAACAAUGCAGCUUAAUCAUGUUGCAAAGAAGCAGCAGAGCAGAAAGGGUACAACUCUCAGCACUUUAUAUUUGACACAAUACAUAAAUUGCAGAUUGAUAUUUCCAGAAUGGAAUGGAUGAAAGCAUUACGAUAUUUUGUUUGGCCAUGGUAUAGACUGCUAAGUUGAUUACUAUUUUUAUACAGUAGAGUGUGUGAAGGGUUACAGCUAGAAGUCUGAUGAAAGGUUAGGAUGAUACUUGGAAAGAAUGUUAUUAAUGAUUGGUCAAAAUGAAUUGAUAUCAUAUGCAAAUAACUUUAUAGAAAUUCCUGUCUCAUCACAAACAUUUAUUGAGGAUUUAAAAAAAAUACUGCAUUACAUAUAAAACCAAGAUAAUAUAAAAACAUUUUACACUAAGUGAUCAGAAAAUGCUGCUUGGCAAAACAAAAAGCACGUUAUUUUCAACUAAUCAUUAUUUAUGAAUUUAAUUGUAAAUUUACUCCCAAAUUAAUUCCAUAAAAUGUACCCAGCUUUCUCUUCUAAUGCAUAAUUCUCUGACCUCAUUGCAAGUUUACAUUGUUUAAAGACAAUGUUCUCUGAAGUAGAUGAGAGGUGCCAGGACAGAGAAUACUUGUGGGAUGUGUAGUCAUUGUAGUUGAUUGGUUUUUGAAUUCCUUGAAAUUACCGAUAUUGUGGCUAUUGUGACAGUAAUAUUUAUUUUUUAUUUUUUAUUAUUGUUCUUUUUUUUCUCUUUUGAAAUUAUUGGAUGGAUGGUAAGCUGAUUCAAACUUGCUCCAGUUGCUAUGUGUUGAUGUUACUUCUUCAUACAUUUAAAGCUUUCCAUGUUUUUCUAAUGAUUUACCCUUUUAAAUGUAGUAAUUUCUCCAUACUAAAGACAAGUAACCUGAGAUAUAUUUGUUGACAUCACUAUUUUUCCACGAUCCCAACUAAAUACGAGUAAAAUAUUUGAAAAAACCCUGAUAAAUUGAUCCCUAGUUUUGCAUUUUUUGAAAUAUACCUGAAAUUUAGAUAGGAGGUACAAACAUUAUAUGCACCGGUAAGAAUGAUAUUAAAGGCUUUUUAUUUUUUUUCUGGAUUUUGAAUUUAUAGAUUGUAUUGCAUGUCUGUGUGUGCAAAAAAAAGAAAAAAAAAAGAGAAAAAAAUACAAAAUUAUAUAUGAUAUCAGUAGAGUAGGACCUAAACGGAAUGCUAGAUUGAAAGCUAAGCUGAUAUCCAUGAUAUCCGAUGAAGCAUGAUCUAGACAAGGUGUAUCUCAAUUUUUUGACUAUAGCCGUCCUCUGGUACAAGUUCAAAAGAAGAUUGCUUUUAAUCUUCCUCAGGCAAAGGUAGAAUGACAUCCAGUGUCUUUUAUCAGUCAGUUUAGAUGAUUUUAUGGGGAAGGAAGACAAGUGGAAAGUUUAUCAUCAUUUUUUUUUCUGGCUAUGUCUACAAAAAUGUGUUUACUUCCAGAAAAAAUGAUUUUUUUAUGACCUCAGAAUAGAAACUCAAGUUUCAAAUAUUUUGAAUUUUAAAAUUACUAUAUGUUAAAAAAAAAAGAUUUUGUUAAAAAUGAAAAAUACAGUAAAAUACAAGUGGAAACAACAUUUUGUCAUGAGUUCCCAAUUUUUCUUGGUGAACAGUAAUAGAAACUCCUUUCUUUAUAGGAUCUGUAACAUUAGAUAUUAUUGAUAUGCCAGGUAGCACAUAGAUCAUUUUGCAUUUGGGACCAUGAUUUGAGUAUAGCUCCCCCUCCCCCAGUUUAUGGUUUGGAAAAUGGCUGUAAUAGAGUAUGACACUGAGUUUUUAUUUAUUUAUUUAUUUUACAUUUGGAAAAAAGUAUUUGGUGAUCAUGUAUUAAAGGACCUAUCUUUAUGGUUAUCUGCAUUAUGCAUAUAAAUACUUGCUUUUGUAGUUACUAUUCAAGGUAGCAUUCAUUUUUAUUUUCUGAAGUUGAAUCAGUAUGCAUUAUACACUAAAAGAAUGCAAAAGAGGAGAAGUAUAUUUUAUUAAUAAGAAAUCCUGAAAUAGUGAAAGGAACCAUCUGAAAAUUAGAUAUGAAAACUUUAUGAAAUAAAAAAGGAAGAAGAAUGCUAUUUGCAUAUUGUUAUGUUUUUAUUACUGUAAUUGAUGAGCUUUUAAAUUAUGUAUCAUGAAUUAGAAUGUCAAAUUUUUGUUCUUCUAUAUUAGCAGGAGCUGAUAGUGUGAAGGUUUGCCAUCCAACCCUUUUUUCAUAUAAGAAAUCACUAUUCUGUAUGUAUGAUCUAAAAUUAACUUUGCAUUUUCCUUUUGUAUUUGGUUUUCAUCUGUCUUCAUCAGACCAAUGGAAUAUUUUGCUUUAAAAGUUAUUUUUGUUUUUAUAUUGACUUAGUUGAAAAGGAAAAAAGGGAAAUUCUUAAAUGGAAAAUAUUUUUAUCCUGCUUGUUGUGCAGUAUUGCUUUCUGCUUUCCCGCCUCCCUUGAGUAUGUCAAUCUGUAACUGCCAUUAUUGAAAAAGAAAAAAAAAAAUUACAUUAGCCACAAGUAAUCAGCACAGUUGUCCGUCAUAUUUGCAAAGGCUUCAUAUCAGUGAAGAUAUGAUAUUUAAAGGAGUACCACUAUCAACUAGAGAGCAUUAUUUUUUUGCUGAACAGUUUUUUCCAUGAAUAUCAGGGAAAAUCAGUUUUGUUUUUGAAACUUUUCAUGGACCAAGAAAUCAGACCCCAUUGCAGUAUUUUCCGUAAACUUUGCACUGGCAGCAACUAGUCUCCCAUCCUGUGUAAUCCAUGAAUGUUUAGACAGUUUGUGUGUACCUGGGUAGAACAUAUUUAACCAAGGAAAUUUUGUUCUGUAUAACAUAUGAUUGCUUCUUUUUGCUUUAUGUUAAGUUUUACUGGACAAAGCAGUUUCGGGUUAUUUUUACUCCAUAAUCCUAUCUGUGAAGUGAACCUUUUGCAUGGCAUUAGAGAAUUCCCAUAAUUAGUGAUAUUUUUUGGGACGGCACAAAUUGUAAUGGAAUAUAUCUCUCUGAUGUAACACUGGAAUUCUCUGGCAUGGAAAUGAACAUAUUUUUUGUGAUUAUGGCUAAUUCACACCCCAUAUUUUAAUAUAAGCAGCACUUUUUUUAUUUGAUGAGAAACUUGAUGAGUGUUUUAUAAAUCCAAAUUUGGAUGCAUGAUCUUAAAGAAGUGUGGUAACUCAGUGUAAGGACUGCAGCCCCUACCCUUAGAGAUAUGACCCUUUUCCUAGAACUUUGGACCUUAUGCCCUUACUCCAUAAAGACCUUUUUUUGGCACCCAGGAGAAGAAGGCAUUGUUGUGGCAGAAAUGGAAAGGGGUGGCCAGUGAUCAGUGAAGUUUGUACAAGAUAGAAAAUAAAAUAUAACCAAAAUGAAAAAAUGUAAAAGAUCAAGGACGGAAAGUUGAUUUUGACCAAAGCACAAGUCUUACCCUAUAGGAAAACAAGAAAUUAAAAGUGUUUGACACACGUCAGCACGCAAGUCCGGUGAGUGAAGUGAUGGGCCCUAGAGAAAAGAGGGGGCCAAAGAAAAGAAAUACAUUAGAUAAGAACCUCAAUUGAAAACUGUUAACAAAUGAAAAGAAAAUGUAUUAAGGAAAAAGAUGUGAAUAAAGAAGUGACUUCAAGUGUGGAAAAAAAUAAAUGAAAAAUUAGAUACAAGGGCAAGUGCAUAAAAAGUUGACAAAGGCUCUGUUUCUCAGUCACAAUUUGAGGGACAAUCUUAAUGAGGGUUCAUUUCAUUAAUGAGAUUGGCCAAGGGAAAAGUCAGUUAGUGCUCUGAUUGGCCAAACAUACAGACCUCUUUCUCAAGUGGUGACUGAGAAUUUGGCCCAAACUCUGUCAAACAAAAAGUGCAAAUUUGUUGAUUAAAGCUUUAUAUCCAAUGUUGAUUAUUGCCAUUAUUUUAGUGGACCUGUGAACCCUUACCGUUUAAUGGGUUUCAAAGGAGUGCUUCAUAGUUGUGUGAAGUGGACCUGGAAUUUAUUACAUGGUAGAAAUACCUUCUCUCUGUUAUGUUGUUGAAAUGGACUUUUUGCUGAUAGUUUUGUUCCUUUAUAUUACAAUACUAUGAAUAUAUCCCAACUUUAUCAGGUAUACAAACUAUUAACAUUCUUUACAAGUCCUGUUUGUUUCAUAUACUGUAUAGUGUUUAAAUGUCAUAAUAAUGAAUAAUCUGUUGUGUUUUGAAUGCAUUUAGCCCACAGUGAAGUAAAAUUGAAUCUCGCUUCUGAUUGAAGUUUUGGGGUUAUCAUGGGAUUGAAGGUUUAGGCGAAUGACUACUUGACUUAUUUUUAUUUAUUUAUAUUUUUAUUUCUACUUAUUUUUUCUAUUUUAGGAAAAAAGGAAGAGUAAGAGCCAAUGAAACUCAUCUGACUUAUAUGGUGUGUCACAAAUAAGAGGAAAUAAAAAGCUCAUCAUCUGCUUAUGAUGUAAAAAGUUUUUGAAAUUGUGAGGUUUAAUUUGGUAAUAGUUACAGCUAUUGCAAAUUGAAAUUAGCAAUCUGGUCAUUAAUGUUUGUUUCUAAAUUAUUUGUACAGAAGAAGUUGCAAAAUCUUAUAAAAGUUUAUUUGCAGGACUUCUUCAUUUUAGUUUGAAGCUUAAGCAGAUUCAAGUCAGGUAGGCAUUGCUAGGGAAGACAGUUGAGUAUUGGGUCCAGUGCACUGUCCAAGAAUACUGAAUGUUAUAGAAAGCAAACCAUUCUGAUCAAAUGUCCUUGAAAACACUGGGCAUAGUCAUGUGUUUCAAGUGAUAAGUUGAGCUUUCCCUUUUGUCAGAUGCAUAUGUCAGAUGCAUUUUUGUAUUUACUAAAAGCAGACAUUGUUUUGGCAAAAUGAAAGUGGUGAAUAUCCUUGUCAAAUUCAUUAUUGGCAUUUGCCCAUUGGUUGUGUUGAAAAUGAUUCGAUAAUGCAUAUGGAGUGCUGUGAUAGGACAUGAUCUAUAGUUGAUAAAGACACAGUGUACUGAUUCUUGAUUGUCUACCCUACGUUAGUUGGAACAAAGGCAGAAUGAGCUAAGAAAAGUCCGAGUUUCCAUGGUAAAUGUGGCCCUUUGUUAUGGAAUGCCUUAUUUGUCAAAUAGCCAGUCAUUCAUGGCUCUCAGACUGUCUAUUAGUUUGUGGUAGGCCUUUCCAGUUUAAGAGAAAUCAUUCCUAAUGGAUGAGUUGUCUGAGGUUAUCAUAGCUAUUUAAAUUGGAGAUAUUAAAAGUCAGGAAGUCUGAAUUAUUAUUUCGAAAUCUCCUGCUCUUGGAAAGCCUUUAUUUUGGGCAUUUAAUUGAUGACAUUACAAAUAGGGUCCAACAUAAUGAAAUUGGGUUGUGAUUACCACAAAGCUCGGCUAACUACACCGCCACAGUACAAAAGAGGUGUGCUGAGACAGGCAGAGUCUACCUCACUAUGUUUUGGGUCACUCGCUAUAAACCAGAGGCGCGUUCUGGCAGCAGAAAAGAUAGCAAGAAAGAAAAAAAUAUGGUUCCAACAACCUAUGUUUCGAGUUGUACAAACUUUACCUGGGUAUUUUAAAGUAUACCAUCAGAAUGCGUCUAGAAGCAAUGAUGGGGUGAGGUUUAUUGGAUGAUGUAAUUACAUGACCCAAUUGGAACAUUUGAUGAGGCUUAUGAAUUCACUGAAUAUGAUUAGUCUCAUUGAGGUUCUUUUUUGGUCUUGAAUGUUUCUUGUGAACUAUAAUGGCACGUCUUCAAAAUAUAGGAAGUCACACAGGUACAUGUGAAAUGUAGUUGCUCACUUUUCAUUGAUUUAUAUGAUAUUGGGAUAGUUGAAUGUGAAUUUAAACUCUGAACUGUUUAUUGAAUAACAAAAAUCUAGUGAAGGAUCAAAAUAUGAAGCAUUUGGAAGGUAUUUUCUUGUCAGUUGAGAUCAUAAAAGGAGAGGAAAUAUGUAGCAUGUGGGGGUAUAUGCACUGGUUGAGUGUGGUUUCAUUAUAUAUUUGAAUUACAUAUACAUUUAUACACACCUAUAUAUAUAUAU
Penaeus vannamei (Pacific white shrimp) is the source of this 8241-nucleotide messenger RNA. Its product is annotated as barH-like 2 homeobox protein. The record is from RefSeq and is a predicted model, not a curated record. Lineage: Eukaryota; Metazoa; Arthropoda; Malacostraca; Decapoda; Penaeidae.